AAUUGAUUUGACCCAUUUUCUAGAACUAAAAUCCGCGCCGGCAAUUACUUAAUUACCCGAAUUGUGACUUUAUUGACCAUUAAGUGAAAAUACAUGCUCUUCAAAGUGUGUUUUUUUUUUCCGUCUCCUUGUUCCCUCUCUCUCCUUCCUCCCUGUUCUUCCCAAUUGCAAUUUCAUAAAAACAAAUUGCAAAAAGGGUUUAACAAAAAAAUCAAAUAAAAUUGAAGGUAAUAAUCAUAAUUAUUGCAUUUGGAGAUGGCUAAAAUUCCAGUAGGGUGUGAACCAGUGGUGGGUUCUCUCAACACUCCCAAGAAGAAAGAUUACAAAGUCACUAACAGACUUCAAGAAGGCAAACGCCCUUUAUACGCCGUCGUUUUCAACUUCAUCGAUUCCCGCUUCUACAAUGUCUUCGCCACUGUUGGUGGCAAUAGGGUAACUAUUUAUAGAUGCCUUGAAGGUGGUACAAUUGCUGUUCUCCAAUCCUAUGUUGACGAUGAUAAGGAGGAGUCUUUCUAUACCGUUAGCUGGGCUUGUGAUGUUGAUCGUGCUCCACUGUUAGUGGCUGGUGGUAGCAAUGGCGUAAUUCGUGUAAUUGAUGUUGCACAUGAGAAGAUACAUAAGAGUUACGUUGGUCAUGGAGACUCCAUUAAUGAAAUCAAGACUCAAUCCCUGAAACCAUCGCUUAUACUGUCAGCCAGCAAAGAUGAAUCAGUUCGUCUGUGGAAUGUUCAUACUGGAAUAUGCAUUUUGGUAUUUGCUGGAGCUGGGGGUCAUCGUAAUGAAGUCUUGAGUGUGGAUUUCCACCCUUCUGAUAUUUAUCGGAUUGCAAGUUGUGGAAUGGACAACACUAUUAAGAUCUGGUCAAUGAAGGAGUUUUGGACAUAUGUGGAAAAAUCUUUCACAUGGACAGAUCUUCCAUCAAAAUUCCCCACAAAAUAUGUGCAAUUCCCUAUCUUUAUUGCUUCAGUUCAUACAAACUAUGUUGACUGUACAAGGUGGCUUGGUGAUUUUGUCCUUUCUAAGAGUGUUGACAAUGAGAUUAUAUUGUGGGAGCCAAUUAUGAAGGAGCAAUCUCCCGGCGAGGGUUCAGUUGACAUUCUUCAGAAAUAUCCUGUUCCUGACUGUGAUAUUUGGUUCAUAAAGUUCUCAUGUGAUUUUCAUUACAAUGCUGUAGCAGCAGGCAAUAGGGAAGGGAGGAUCUACAUCUGGGAGCUGCAAUCUUGCCCCCCUGUUCUGAUUGCAAAGCUCUCACAUCUCCAAUCAAAAUCACCUAUUAGACAAACUGCCAUGUCAUUUGAUGGAAGCACUAUUCUAGCUUGCUGUGAAGAUGGAACAAUCUGGCGAUGGGAUGCAGUAUCUUCUUAGAUUUUAAGCAAGCUGUUUGUCAAAAUAUUUCCAAUCUACCAUAAAAGUUAAAAGGAUUCUGAACGAAGUCUGAUGUGUCCACUUCUGGGAAAUGAAGAGAGCCAUUAGCAACACCAAAGGCUGGCAGAGCUGUUGCGGUUGAUCAACAAUUGUGGAGGCAAAAUGUAUAAGCAGAUAUAUGGAGUCAUAUAUUACUGUGAUUCUGUCAUGAAUAGGUAGCUCAAUCGGAGGAUGUUCCGAAUCUUAUUUGUAUCAGCGCAGCAAUGUUGUACCGUGUAUUAGGAUACUUCUUUCGUCUGCUAGUUUGAGUGUGGGCUUCUGGGUCAGUUUGGGGUCAGUGCUAGGAAGACUGUAGAUUUGAAUCAGAUGAUUGUAAUAGAUAUAAGAGAGCUAGCUGACCUGUUCAUUAUACCAAGAACUCAGAAAGAGUGUUUUAUAAUUUCUCAUCAUAGAAUUGUUCUCUUGUUUUCAGUAACUUUUCCCAACUUAUACAAAGUAUAUUAUUUGUAUUAUUUCAUAUAUUUCACAAUGGUAUCAUAUAUUUCACAA
This is a messenger RNA of Chenopodium quinoa (quinoa), 1914 nucleotides long. Its product is annotated as polycomb group protein FERTILIZATION-INDEPENDENT ENDOSPERM-like. Bases 256 to 1365 code for a protein of 369 amino acids. Gene Ontology annotation, cellular component: ESC/E(Z) complex. The transcript is spliced from 14 exons. NCBI's taxonomy places the organism in Eukaryota, Viridiplantae, Streptophyta, Magnoliopsida, Caryophyllales, Amaranthaceae. Gene Ontology annotation, biological process: negative regulation of transcription by RNA polymerase II. The record is from RefSeq and is a predicted model, not a curated record. Gene Ontology annotation, molecular function: nucleosome binding; protein binding.